This is a messenger RNA of Onychostoma macrolepis, 5726 nucleotides long. RefSeq lists its product as uncharacterized. Gene Ontology annotation, cellular component: dystrophin-associated glycoprotein complex. The coding region runs from base 421 to 1128 and encodes 235 amino acids. The record is from RefSeq and is a predicted model, not a curated record. NCBI's taxonomy places the organism in Eukaryota, Metazoa, Chordata, Actinopteri, Cypriniformes, Cyprinidae. The transcript is spliced from 12 exons.
CGCUCACUACUAUGGACUCUUGCACCAGACUAACUGUUGCACUUCACCCUGGACUACAGUUACAUAUAUAACAUUCAAAAGUUGUCUUAUGCUUUGUGUCCCAUCACACUGCCUCUGAUUCCUCACCUGACUUGGACAAGGAGAACAGCAAUGGUCCACAUAAGCAAGCUGAGCCACAACAGUCAGACGAAGCAAUAACAUUAGGAAUUAAAACGAAACUGUUUUAAUCAAGAUUUUCAAUUAUGACAACAUCAUGAAGUUUCCAUAAACGAGCAGAAUAAGACUCUCAAACAGCCCUCACAGAAAGAUUGCUUGUCAUCUUCUGUCACAUCCACAUCUGACGCACCCUCUUCAUCUACACCCUGUGCUGUGCCCUCAUCGCCCUCACCUUAUCCUGCGCUACCCUCAUCAUCCUCAUCCAUGUUCUUCAAAUCCUUCAAAGUGGAAACAAGAAAGCGCAGAGGUGCGUUUGGUGAUGAUAAGACGGUAAAGGAGGGCGAUUCAGUCGUUUUGAAGACUGAUAUUCAGAAAAAGAAAGAUGAAUCAAUGCUGUGGUAUUUUGAAGACGCUCGCAUAGCUUUAAUCAAUAAAGAUGAAAGUACAAGCUGUAAAUAUGAUGGUGAAGGUGGGAGAUUCAAAGACAGACUGGAGGUGGACUAUGAGACUGCAUUUUUGACCAUCACAGACAUCAGACUUGAACACUCUGGGCUCUAUGAAGCAGAGAUCAUCAGAAGCGAGAGUUCGGGCAAAAGCCAAAGCUUGAACAGAAACGGCGCAAAGUGUGACAGCACAAAAAUAAUAAAAAAAAACAACCUUGGUGAAAUCACCGAAACAACCCGUGUUAAUGUCGAAGCCAAAACCGAAGAAGAGCCCUACAAAACUGAGAAAGAAAAGAACAAAACUAAAGAAGAAUCCUACACAACCAAAAUGACUCUGCUUUCCUGGACAACAGGUUUAAUGGUUAUUAGACCUGACUCAAGUCUUCAGUGUUUCAGGUAUAGCAGUAGCAUGUGGUCUUCUGGUGGCCGUAGCUGUUGGUGUGAUUUGCUAUCGCCGCAGGAUCUCCGGAAAAGCAGUCAUGGAGAAAAACAAGCCUGGGCGUUUGUUGGAAGAUCAGAAGAAAGAUGACAGUGAUGUGUCUUACGAGAAUCCCUCCGACGUAUGAAUUGAUUAUAUCAAAAAAUAUAUUUUUUCAUGAGCCUCUCACAAAUGUGAAAAUGAAAUGAAAAUGUAUUUGUUUAUGGUUGUGGGUUAGUUAAGUCUGUGUGGAAGUGUUGUAACUUCCUGAUGUAUUCCUGUUGUAUUUUUCACAAAGGAACAUAUAUAUAUAUAUAUAUGGUAAUUCUAGAAUCGGGGGUACAUUUUGCUUCUCCCAGGUAAACCUUCUGUUAUUUUUCAAAAACAAAAACUUCAAUCAGUUUUGAAUAAUAACACAAAUUGUUAUAUAUAGCUAUCACCUAAACAAUGCUUUUAUGUAUAUUAAGGGACAUUUUGUCUUAAAUUAUAACUGAUAGACUGCCACUACACCUAUUAUUGACUGUCUUUGCCUCCUGAUUCAUACAUUCAGUGAAAUAAUUAAGUCUAAUUUUCAUAUUUUUGUGUUUACUGUAAGUUACAUAAACCAGGUAACGGCACUAAUUUUAUUAACACACGAUUAACGCAGUGCACAUUUUCUGUAGUACAACAAUGGAUCAGUGGUGGCUAGUCAAUAGGAGGCGUUGUGGCGCCGCCCCCAUCAAGUUAGCCAGGGAAGAAGCCGACUUCAACAUGUUUAAAAUAAGUUAAAUAAAUAUUGAAAAUUAAUCACGAAAUUGCAUUGUUUAGUCGUACUAUUCGACUGGUAAUCAUGUUAGCACCUAUUAAAAAUAAAAAUAAAUCAAAACUGUAUUUCGUUUGUGUGUGUGCGGGGCUCCGAACUAAGUGUCUAGAUUUUUUUUUUAUUUUUUUUUAUUUUUAUUUUUUUUUUUAAUUCAAAGAACAAUAACAUACAACAUGUUAUCAAGAAACAAAUGAAAAAAGAUAGAAAGACAAAUUACAACAAACAAAACAGUUGCCAGGGGGAGGAAAGUAUUAAACUUCAAAACAAAAAACAAGAUAUACAUAUAUACACGUAUGUGUAUAUAUAAAAUCAAAUAACUAUAUUGUAAAAUUCACAAACUUUCAAAGUUGUGUUUCUGUAGAUCAAUUUUGUGUAGACGUCACAGUUACGUCACUAGCAGCUGCGAUGGUGGCAGAAACACACGAUAGAAGUAUCUUUGCACAGGUGGUUUGAAAGGAAUGUAUAUUUUGUUAUAGAUAUGUUCUAUGAGAGUGAAAACAUUAUGUCUUAUGAAGACUUUAUGCAUGUUUACAAUUUUCCCAUCCCCUUUAAAGAAUUUCAACAAGUGGUUAAAGCUAUUCCAAAUGGGUUGAUACAACUAAUAAAUAAUCACCUCUCUUUUGGAAGCAAUGAAAGGAUAUUUCCAGAAUUAAAAGUUGAUGGUAUUGAAAUAUUUUCUUCGUCUUGUAAUAAUAAACAUAUUUGACAAAUUUUGCAAUCAAAACAAAAUCUCCCCUAGAGGAAAAUUUUUUUGGAAUGCAAAAAUCUCUGAUAUUACUUGGAAAACGACCUGGUCAAAUCCUUACAAAUUUUGUAUUUUGAAUAAAGUUAAAGAGGUGCAUUUCAAAAUACUUCACAAAAUUUACCCAUGUAAAGUAGCUCUGUCUAAAUUCAUGGACAUUGACAACACUUGCAGUUUCUGUAACACGCAUGAGGAAGACUUGUGUCAUUUGUUUUAUAUAUUCGUGAUUUGUCUCUUAGAUUUUGGUCUGAUGUUAGUGCCUUUCUAUUUUUGCAAAGAAAUGUUAAUUAUAUGCUAUCUUUAAAAGACGUUAUUUGUACUUAUUCACACAGAAGUAAAAGGAUUAUGUUGUUAACUUUUACAUCUUGCAAGGUAAAUAUUAUAUUCAUAAACAAAAAUUUGCAAAAUGCCCACCAAAAUGUAAUCUAUUUUUAUCAGAAAUGGAUGCUUUGAAAAAGUCUCUAAUGCAAAUUAAUAACAAAAAGAAUGACAUAUUUUUGGAUUUCAUGGAUAAUUUUUUUGCUGGUAUAGCUCCCCCGCUGCAAUCUUUGAAUAUGUCCUAAGGAAAAAGGAAGAAAAUUUGCAUUAUUGUUUAAUUGUUUUUAUGUCUUAUUAUUAUUAUUAUUAUUAUUAUUAUUAUAUAUAUAUAUAUAUAUUUUUUUUUUUUUCCCCAUGUGGCUAUGUGUUUAUUUUAUUUAUUUAUUUUUCUUCUCUGAAACAUUGUUCUACAGUUUAAGAUUGCUAUUAUAUUUUGUGUAUCUGGAUUUACAUUUUUGUAAUGUUCAAUCAUUCUUCAAUUAAAAAAAAAAAAAAAAAAAAACACGAUAGAAGUGGAGUUAAAUGGGAAAAAAUCCAUGGAUUAAGAGACGCAAUGUAUUGUUGUGCCUGGAUGUCAGAAUCGGAAUGCAAAUCUUUUUUUUAGAAUACUAGAAUACUGUUGUCAAAAACGCCUUUUGAAGCUAAACGCAGACGUUUAAACGGACAGACUUAUGAAUGAAACCUGCUAUGAUUACUCUACUUUUAUAUAAUCAUAUGUAAUUGUAUAUGCAUUGUAAUUGUGGCUGGAAUAAUAAUGUAGCUGUAAAAAUAGUUACAUGCUGAAAUUGAAAUAUACUGUAUAUACAUCUUCAUAGAUAGACAUGGUGAGUUUGUCUUUUUUUUGUAAUUGCAAGUAUAAACAAUUAACUUCAAAGAUUAAAUAUAACAUUGGAUGACAUUAUAAAUACAGAAAUAAUAUAGGAACACAAUAAAUAAAAAAAAAAAAAAAAAAAGUAGUACAGAGGUAGUAAAACAAAAAUUACGUAACAUUCAGCAUAUCAUUAUACAGUUUCACAAAUUUGACACUUUUGGUGUUAAUAUUUUUUAGUGUUAUAAUUAGGUAGUUAAAGUUACAAAGAAAAUUAUGUAAUUUUGGGGAUGUUGAAGAAAAUUUACAUUUAUGAAUAUAAUAUUUUCCCAACAAAAUAAAUACAUUUCCUAUAUAUUCUUUAUGUUUACAAUGAGAAAAAUAACAAACUAUAUCUCACAUAGUUAAAUCAAUGUUUACAUUGGAUUUUGAAGAAAAUUAUUUUGACACUUCAGACCAAAAUUCCUUAACAAGGGGGCAUUUAAAAAAAAAAAAGAUGAUCAAUAGACUCGAUACUGACACUUCUUCCUCCACCUUUUACUGACUUCUUUAUGCACUUGGGCUUCCGUCUUUCCUCAGUUUGAUGCCGAACUAAAUGUUUCCCAUCAGACUCAAAUAAAUUAAGCCUGCUCUCAUCAUUUAAGUGAACUUUCGACCAGUUCUCCUUUCUCUACACCAGGGGUUAUCAAACUUGAUCCUGGAGGGCCGGUGUCCUGCAGAGUUUAGCUCCAACUUGCCUCAGCAUACCUGCCUGGAAGUUUCAAUACCUAGUAAGACCUUGAUUAGCUGCUUCAGGUGUGUUUGAUUAGGGUUGGAGUUAAACUCUGCAGGAAACCGGCUCUCCAGGACCGAACUUCCAAGUAGAACCUCAUGUGUUGUCAUCUCGAAACUAUACGACAUGGUGUGAAUGCAGCAUUAGCCACACUUUCUGUCCAAACAAAUGGACGAUUCGCUUUGUGUGUUGUAGGGUUAGAUUUUACAGCCAAAUUUCCAUUUGUUACAUACAAGUAAUAUGAAGAAUAAAAUAAUUUCAGGCAAAACACUUUAAAUAUGCAACUAAAGUCAUUUAUGUGUAUAUUGUUCUUCUGAAUCACAUCGAUAUUGAUAGUUGUACUGGCAUUAAUUGUUACAUUUUUAUGUGUAGCCUAAAUGAAUUUAUUGGAAGGAGAAAUUCAACUCGCGCACAAUUUACAGAGUGUGGUCCAACUGAACUUCUUUCACAGGCUUUUGGGUCGCUCUAAGGUGACUGAAAUCCGGCGACAGCAGGAUGUCCAUAUUAAUGCCAAAGGGAUGACCCUUUCAGUCAUUGCAAGAAAAGUUGGUAAUUCCAAAUAUGGGUUUCACUUUAUUUUGAUGGCUCAUUUAACACAUUCUGUUGACUAUACACUGUUAAAUAUUUCCUGUAGAGUGUACAGUAACUUACUGCAAGUCAUUUCAUCAGGUCUCAGUAAAUAAUAAAAAUAAGCAAUGACAAUGGUGUAAUAUGUUUUUAACUGUUCAAUUGUAAAAAAAACAAAACAAAGAAAUGACAUUUUAAUAUUCUUGCAGAUUGUUUUUCUUAAACCUGCAGUAACAUUUAUACACAAGGGUUUUAUAUUAUUGCAUUUUAAAACAAUUCAUGAACAAAUUCAGUCAUGAGAACAAUAAAGAUGGACACAUGAGGGUUCAGGCCAGAGUUCUUUCUUUGCACCAUCUUCCCACUUCUUUUGGAACUUUGAGGAGCACUUGCUGUUGUCUUGGUUUAUCAUCACAAUGAACCUUUACAUAAAAGAAAGAAUUAAUUAGACCAUUUGAUGUGUUAAGACAAAAAUAAAAAAGUAAUCAUUUACUCACUCUCAAGAAUAUUCUCUGUUCAAUUUGUUUAUAUAGCCAGUCAACCAAAGUAUUUACUGUCAAGUGCAUAAAAGUAAUCCAUAUGAUUUCAGAGGUUUAAAACACCUAAUUGGUUUUCAAGCACAUUUGAGAUUCUGUUUACCAUAUUUGAUGUACUCUGUAUUUGGAUGACCAAUGUUUGUAUCUGAAUAAAAGUCUAAAAUACA